This is a messenger RNA of Paramecium pentaurelia, 1242 nucleotides long. The record is from the annotation of a GenBank genome assembly. NCBI's taxonomy places the organism in Eukaryota, Ciliophora, Oligohymenophorea, Peniculida, Parameciidae.
AUGAAUCUACUCAAAAAAGCAACUACUGUUAUAUGUUCUGUUCAAGAACAUUAAGAAGUUGAUUAAAAGAUUAUCCAUCUAUGUAUUGACUCUAAAUGUUAGAUUUCUAAAAAAGCAUUAUGUGGUCUAUGUCUAGGAGAAGAACAUUAUGGUCAUAAAUCAAUUAAUCUCUCUACAUUAGACACUCUAAUAAAAAACGAAUGGACUCGUGAAAUAAAACAAUAUAAUCAAAAGAAUAAAGAUUUAACAGAUUCUAUUUAGAUGAGCAUAAAUGCAAUUCUGAACAAAGUUAAACUACUUUAAGAUUAGAUAUCAUAAUUUGUUAAUUAGGAUAUGUAGGAGAGUAAAGUAGGGAUUUUAAAACGUAAAUAUAUUGAUUAGCCAAAUCUAACUGAAAAAGAUUAUGAAUAAUUAGCAAAAGAUGUUUGUGAUAUUAUACAUUAUAAUAAUGGUGUUCCAGAUUUUAAACCAAUUGAUUAUGAACCAAAUGAUAAAUUCUAGAGUCUUGCAUAAAAGUUAAUUUUAGAUGCAGCACUCUUUUGCAAAGAUAUUUCACUUGUUACAAAAUCUAGUAUAGUUCAUUAAAGUUUUGCAGAACAAAUACAAGAUUUGUUAUAUUAGAUUAAUAGUAUAACUAAUUUAAUUGAGAAACCAUUAAGUUAUUUGAUGUAAAGUCGUCGACUCUUUCCUAAUGAUAAAAGUGAAACAUAAUCAAUGCAAAGAAUAGAUUUUGAUUAAUAGAGUGUAUUUGGUACAAUAAAUUAAUCACCCUUUUGCAUUUAGAAAUAAGUCAAGUUCAAGACUUUAGAAAUGAAAGGUUUUACUAAGAUCUAUGAAGAGUUAUUCAAUAAACCAUUUACUUAAACACAUAUUGAAUUAAUUAAAUAAAGAUGUACUCCUUAAUCUUAAAUCUGUAUUGGUGGAGUAAGUGUUAAUGAUCCUGAUUAAUUUAUAUUAUGUGCAACUGAUUAUGCAUCAGAAUUUUAUACAGAAACCUAAGAUUUAAAGUUGGCAAGAAGGAGUCGUAAUGGAGAAUUAUAUUGGUAUUAUGUUAGAAAUCGUUGUAUUGGCUUUAGUCCGAUGAGUAAGGUAGAUUUAAAAUAUCCAGAUGUUGAUAAUGAGGAAGGUGAUUUAAGGUUCUCUUUGUGGCUCUUUCAUGGAUAAGGUGGUUAUAGAAUUGGAAGAUUAGAAAGUUUAGAGUAAAGUGUUGAAUAUAAAUGUGUGAUUUAUUUAAAGAAAUGA